Messenger RNA from Coniophora puteana RWD-64-598 SS2, 3882 nucleotides. RefSeq lists its product as uncharacterized. Lineage: Eukaryota; Fungi; Basidiomycota; Agaricomycetes; Boletales; Coniophoraceae. The record is from RefSeq and is a predicted model, not a curated record. The transcript has 13 exons. Bases 1 to 3882 code for a protein of 1293 amino acids. Gene Ontology annotation, molecular function: ATP-dependent chromatin remodeler activity; ATP binding.
AUGCCCUCCUGCUCUUAUGCUUCCGCUUUUCUCAACGCCUCUCAUGGCGAAACCAACAUCUGGCUCAACGAACGUUGGCAAGAGAUCACUCACGUCACCGGCACACCUUGGGAGGUCUCCGACAAUCUCGCUGACGACGCUCGUGCUCCCUUCAACGCUUCUUGGACCGCCAAGGAGGCCCGCGCGGUCGCGGUGUUCGCCAAACACCACCUCGGCCUUGCCUCUGAGGGCGCCGCCGCUCAGGACAAGUUUUUGAAGAAAACCCUCGAUGCAGACUCUGUCGGCCGCGAUCUCUGGAUGAACUGGAUCGCCAAGGGUGUGGUCUCAUGGCGCCUCAACAGUAUUGUCGACCAGGCUCUCAAGUCUAUUUCCAUGGACCCGAAGUCGGUUAUUCAACGGGUUGGCACUCGCUAUCUCCCGAUACUCAACGAAGCGCAAGCAAUGGAUCCCGGCCGCAAGGCUAUCGCGUUCGAGUUGCUUGGUGAAGCCGCCUUCGACAACGAAGUCCACUACCUCAAAAACAAAUAUAUAUCAUUCUUCAGCAGUCUCAUGGUGGGCGCCUGGAGUCGACAUCGCAAGAUGAACAAGCGGGACGUCGACACCCUUGGCAAAGACAUUAACAACGUCAACUACAUGUGGACUAAUAUGACGAAGCCUGGCGCGAUGGAACCAACCCUCCCCCAGAUUACUUCAUUCAUGAAGCAGGCGAAGAAGCUCGUUGAAAGGCUCUCUUUCUAUGGAGACGCGGAGUCCGCUCAGCUGCAGACGGAGCGUCUGGCUCAGAUCACACAGAUGGGCUGGGCCGCCGUCAAGGACGAGAAGCAUAUCGAUGAAAUCAAAAAACUACCCAAGGUUAUUCGCGACGCGCUCCAAAAGCUCGCCAGCAAGAGCGAUAUCGACAAGGUCAACUCGAUCACGCUGCAGACGAUCGAGAUGCUCGACGCGAGCGAAGAAGAGAUCGACAUCGACUUCAACGACACCGUCCCCCUUAUCGACUGGUCCGAAGGGACCGAAAACUAUCACCACAUGACGAGCCGAGAGAUCCUCACCGCUCUAGGCUGCGGCGAGACUCUCCCGUACUUCCAAUCUCGAGUCGACUACAACGACUCGGUCAACCCACAGACGCCCGCCGGUCAAGCAUAUCUCGACGAUCCCGACAAUUUGGAACGAACCGAGCUUCUCGUGCCCGCAUGGCAUCAACUCGUCGGCAUUUACAAGAUGGUCGAUAAGACGUUCGACGACGGCGGGUCGCAGCUGUUGAUGGAUAGCGUCGGCGUCGGGAAGACGAUGCAAGUCGUCGGGUACUUUUGUGUACUCGCGUAUUUUCGCGAGUACUUCGCCACGACGGGGCACUUCCCUGGCGUCUUCAAGGAUCACAAAUGCACGUCCACCGGUGGGAACCUACCCGACCUUCCCUUCCUCGUCGUCGUUCCGUCCAGCUUGCUUUACCAAUGGAAGACCGAGUUGGGCCGUUACUUGCGAUUCGGCGCGUUCGACAUCUUGCCGUACACGGGCACCUUGCCCAACCGCAGAGAUUGGUGGAAUACCGUCAUGAAGACUAGCCAACAGGGUAAAGACAGCAAAAAAAUCAUACUCGCAACAUCUCCGGCUAUUCAAGACGACGCCAAGCGACGGUUUGAACCCGGCGUGAAGAAGAACGUGUUCGUUCCGAGGCCGCUGCCGUAUUACAUUGAAAUGGCGAAGAACGGCACUGUCUAUACUCGGCGAUUCCUGGGCGUCGCCGUCGACGAACUCCACGCUGCGCGCCGCAGCACUAACAAAACUCAUAUGGCAUAUCGCGCGCUGCGCCCUCUCGCUCACGGUUUCAUCGGAAUGACUGCAACCCCCAUCACGACUUCACCUGUGGAUCUUUGGUCCCUUGGCCAAAUCUUGGACUUGAACGGCUACGACGACGUUGACACCCUCGCCGACAUGGAUCGCGAACUCCGUCGCGCGGCUCGCAUCGAGCGGAACAACAGCGUCGCUGCCGGCAAGAAGGGUGCGCCCGGUCGAGCGUACUUGGUUGGCCUGGCAGAGAACCCCGAUGCACCGCCGUCGGCGUACGAGCCCGUCAUGCUCAAGUGGGUGAAGAAAAUGCGCGAGGAUUUUGCGGACGUCAUCAUUCGGCGGACCAUUGACUCAGUCAACCCUCACACCGGUCUCCCCAUUUCUGGCCUCGAACCGUGGCGAGAGCAUAUUCUUGAGCUCGAGCUAUACGAUUGGGAGCUCGAGAUCAUGCAUCGCAGAGCCGGCACCGACGUGAACAAGGGUGCUUGGGAUGCUAUCAACGUGUUAUGCGAGGCUGUCCCGUCGUGGCCGUCCAGGACGGCCACGAUGGGACGCCCCCUCCCUUGGUUGCCACUGGUGCAACGUCCACCGGUGGGCGUCCAGGACGGCCACGGUGCGACGCGCACCCUUGUCCACGCGGCCCUCCUGGGACGCACAGCCUCUGCUCGUGCCUCCCGCACCAUCCUCGCAGGGGCAAAAUUUUACCUCGAUUUUCGACGCGGCCUUAUCCACCCGCACGCCGUUAAGGAUACGGAGCCGUCGCCUAAGGCCCCCAAGUCCGAGGCAAACGCAGCGGCUACGCCUCUACCGCCAGACACCGCCAACACCUCGACAUCCGCUCGUCCCUCCGCAGCCGACUCGACGACCGUCGACAACGCGGCGAUCCCUCUUGCAUCGACAGACGUUUCACCCCUUGUCGACAUCUCCGAGACCGACCGCCAGCCAGCGGAGCAGUCUGCAAAUCCCGAUGCCGACGCUCAGUUGCCCGCGGAGGCCCUUCGGAGGGUUGAGGAGUGGAAAACCCCCGAGAGUCGUGAAGAUUGGGAGUCGUCGGAUCGGAAGUCCAUCAAACUGGACAUCCUCGUUCAAUUGGUUCUGCACCACCUCGAGCACGAUUCGGCGACUCCGCUCGCAGUCCAGGAGGACUUCCGGAGCCUUCGAGUCCGCACGGACGAGGAGGAGGAUGGUGCUCCGCGCACCGAGCCCAUCGAGGGGAAACCCGACAAGAUCAUCGUCUACUCGGGUUUCCCUUCGUCUAAUCAUAUUAUCGGCGACGUAUUCGACGUCUACGGGAUCAAGUACCUCGAGUGCAACGGGGAAGUCGACGUCAAAGACCGAGCGCCGGUUCUCGACGAGUUUCGAGCGGCGGGUCGUGACGGACCUCGCGUCCUCAUCCUCUCUGGUGCUGGCAUGUUUGGUCUCAACCUCGCCGACGCCAACAUCAUGAUAAUGGCGGAUACGUGUUGGUCAGCGCAAGACGACGAGCAACUGCGAGGUCGGAUUUAUCGCCGCCCGCAAAACAAGAUCGUUCAAGUUUAUCGCCUCAUCGCCCUCCACACACCCGACGUCUUCCUCAACACGAUUUGUUUCGGCAAGGCCAAGAUGCACGCUGCGUUCGUGAACGCGCCGACAGUUAUUCAAAACUACUUCGCGCACCAAGGCGACAGCGAGGACGCUCUGCUGUCCGUCAACGAAUCGGACAUGGAGGGUCUCGAUGACUCUGAAUCCGAGGCUGCACCGAAGUCGAAGAAGCCUUCGAAGAAGCCUUCGAAGAAGGCGGCGAAGAAGAAGGGGAAGCAAGCCGCCAAGAAGUCAAAAGGCAAGGGAAAGCAGAACGCGGACGAAUCCCCCGAGUCCGAGGAAGACGCCGCCCCGCCGCCGUCGAAACCCAAGGGAAGGAAGAAGGACGUCGGCACUGAGGGACCACUGGCACCCGCCGUCCAGAAACCGAAAGGCAAGCGCCAGCGUUCGUACACGGCCACGUCGGGUGGUGGCCCUUCGCGGAAGAAGCCAACGCAACGCAAGGCCCCCGUCAACGCUGAGAUUCACACCAGGACUAACAUGAACAAUAUUUUGGUAGGCGAGGCUAUCUAA